Molecule: messenger RNA, 3629 nt
Organism: Ectocarpus sp. CCAP 1310/34
Lineage: Eukaryota; Phaeophyceae; Ectocarpales; Ectocarpaceae
Source: the annotation of a GenBank genome assembly
UUCCAACGGCCGCACUUCCAAGACAAGAUCAAGGCAGGACAAAUUGUACCGGGCACGGGGAUUACGCAUCUCUCGGUAGCGCUACGGGCGCUUCUAGGCUCCAACCUCGAGUGACGUGCCGGUAAAUCCUUCCUGCGUGACGUAUCAUGAUCAUAAAGUCCAGUGCUAAACAACAAAAAAAAAACAGACCACUACCCCGGGAUGUUCAGAGCAUUCCGGUGGUCUUCUAGUUUGGUCCUACCAAGAGCCUUGGUGAGAAGGUCGGCGUGCUGCUCGUCAGUCGGGAUGUACUCGACGGAGAUUCUGCCCGACUUGAACAGCUCUCGAAUGAAAUGGAACCGCACGUCGAUGUGCUUGCUCCUCGCCGAGCUAAAGGGGUUCUGCACCAACGAUAUCGCCCCCUGGUUGUCCUNGCCGCCGCGAAGCCCUUGCGCCACUACACCUAGUUCCGCCGCAUCGCACGUCAGCGACGGCGGUGGUGGAGGGGCAAGGGUUAGGAGCGACAGCACUGAUGGUGAGCACUCUACAAUCAGUGGAGCCGGUGAUCCAGCGAGCGACGGGUCGGCGAAGGUACCACCCUGGCUGGAACAUUUGCACAAACUUAUCGAGGAAUACAUGAACGCAGAGGUAGUCGACGGCGAAGAUCUGAAUUUUGCUGGUUUGGCGCUUGGCAGCCGCUUUUUUCCCUGGGCGAACCUCACCGAGAUGCUCGUAUCGGUAUGGGCCAUAGUCUGCAGGCCGUCGCGCAAGUCGCUGCAGAUGCUACUCGAUCUUCUCCGUGUGGAGGACAGCGAAGGCGGCAGGUUCGACCCGAGAGACGUUCCCGAGUCGUCCGAGCAUCUCGUCAGUAGGAUGCGGCGGCGCUUGCCGCUCCUUCCUGUGGUACGGCGAGAGGUAAAAGGCAAGGACGACAAGGCUGCGGAGGUACCUGAUUUCCACUUCACUCCGAUUGCCACUCGGGAGUCCGAUGGAGCAAGGGGCGGCUUCAUGAGCGGAGACAUCAUGAUGGCUUCUGCACAUAUGGGCCUGGAGUGUGUGGCCACAACGGAUGGGGUGCGGCUCAUGGUGGGGGACACGGCAAUGGUAAGGUUACCAGCGUUCGGGAACAGCCCACACCCCUGCCGGAUUGCUGCGAUCUUCUGGCAGAAUACGCGGAAGCAGAGGCGACGCGCCCUCGAGCUUUCAGGGGGGAAUGGGGGGGGCGUUUGCCGGUGGUUUCAGGCUUUGGAUACGAUUGACGAAGAGGACGAGGAUGCAGGGUCCUCGCCCUCGUCAACCUCUACAGGCGCAUCGUGGCAAUCGUCGGAAGAAGAUGGGGAGGAAGAAGAGGAAGAGGAAGAGGAAGAAGAAGCGGAAGAGGAAGGAGAGGACGAAACCCAACAGGGGCGGCCGGGGGGUGGGGUCCAAAGCACUGGUCAUCUUGUUGUGCGUGUCAAUCCAUUCGUGUUCAGGAGCGACAUGCCCGACGGUAUCAAGAGCAAGCGCCGACGAGACCAAGAUGUGGAGUCUGUUUGGGAGGUCACGAACCAGGAGGAGAACGUCGGAGUGAGUGCACUGGUGCUUGUGAGAGGAGGGCUACAAGGGCUGAUCCUCGACAGCCCGGAGCACAGCGACAGGACGAACACGAAGAAUGCCAACGGUUGUACCCUCCGGUCGUGCCAACGCUGCAAAGUACCACGUCGCCAUCUCGGCAACCCGCGCUACGACAUCCGGCAAAAUCGGCGGACAGCCGAAGGCGUCGAUGCCGAUAUCGAGUACGUCAAGCAAGGGGCCACCAAGACCGAGCGCGUCGAGCGCGCGAAACAACGUGGCGUCGUGGUCCCCAAGGUGUCCAACCCCCUGAAGAAGCUGACUUUCGAUCGGCAGCUUCAGGUACCGUUCGACAUCCUGCAUGCGGACAGCCUGGCUUGACUGGAAUGCAAAAGUGGAUCCUCUCCAGCAUCUUCGGCCUGUUAUUCGCACCGAUAUUCGCAGACGUCAACUCGAUGGUUCGUGCAUCUUGUGGACUUGACACAUUUUGGUCUUCGUUCGCUCUAACCUAUCUAUCGUGCGCCUACCUAGCAUAGGACAACAGCGCGAAUCGAUUACGAGUGUUUGCUGGAUUCCGGCCGCAAAACGUGGCUGCGUUAUCACACCGUCUCGGUUUCACGCCAAUUCCUCUGUCCGUUCCUUCAUGUGCAUUGCCUAUCCCAGGAGAAAUACGUGCGCUCCGCCGAGAUCGAGGCUGUGGCUACCCGGAUCGGGUCGGGCUGUAUGCCGGGCUUUCCGAGAUCUCAUGGAAGCAUGCAGUGCGAGCACGUUCAUGGUGCGCCUUGGCUCGUACACAGACGACGAGCUGAGGGUGCUGGAGAAGUGGCAAAGAGAGCAGGUAAAGCAGGCAUCGCGUGUAGUGGGGCUGGAGCUCGGAUCGUUCCACAAAGGUCUGCACAUUCCCGACGAUAUUCGAAACCUUGGUGNGGUGCGGUGGGCAACGCGAACGUUGGCGAAUCUAAGCACAAGGAAGUGAAGAAGUCGGCGACAUCCGCGAGUGGUCGCGACAACCCGGUUCAUAUUUUCAGGACUUGGAACGACACCCAAGCCCUGAAAGCGUUGUGCGACGGCGUCAGGUGGAGUGCGAAAGGUCGCGUAGGCGGGGUCGAGGUCACGAAGGAGUUGACAGCUGGCCCUCUCUGCCGGGAAGUGCUUCAGGAGGUGUUCAAGAUCUUGCCGUUGCAGACGACUCCAGCAGCCUCGGAAGACGGCACGACGGGAAGAGGGGGGGGGCGGCCGCACGGUUACCAACAGUGGGAUGCCGGGUUGGGUCCAAAUCGGCUCGAGACCGGUCUGGACGCCCCGGCAUGGCAGCAGGCGAUAUCGAAAACAUUGCCAUCCGCCGAGCAACUAGAAAAGCGCUACGACGAUGCGCUUGGGUGUGGUAGGACCUCGCAGGAGGCGCCAUGUAGUAGGCGGACGUGCUCUUUUUGCUGGAGGAACAGAGGCCAAGGCAUCGUCCGUCAGACGGUGGUGGUGUUCAACCAUUGGGGCCAGGCUCCGGCGGAAGUCAGUGCUGGAAUCGGCACCAUCCGUGGCGGCCCGGUCAAAGACGCGGGUACCCCUACGUGGGUCCGGUCGGCGGCAUCGCGUGGCAACGACGUCGAGAUAUACCUCAAGGCCGAAGACCAGCGAGCUGGAAACCGAGGGCUAGGUCGCACGACUCUCGGGAAAGUGGCCUAUUUUUUCGAGCACCAAGGCAACGACUGGAGACGAGGUGAUAGCAGCAACGCAAUUCCGGAGGGAGAAUUCACCAUUUGGGUGGCGGUGGCGGAGUAUGUGACAGCAGGAGUUGGCAACAAGCGCAAGGUCGAUCCGGUGACCGGUUUGGACAUGUUUCGGAUGCGCACGUCCCUUACGUUUUUCCCUGCCUCGGCCAUCCGGUGCGUAGUGCAUAUGAUGCAUGCCUGUUCCACAACUGGGACAUCCGCCUGCCGCCUGGUCGACGAGGGGAGCAAGCGGCCGGUAUGGCGGUGCAACCUGACAGGAAACCCGAACUACCUCCUCAACAAGUACUUCCACAGUGUUCUGCGGGACUCCAUCGCCUGAACCUCGCGGGUCUCAUUGGGCGGAGUCAAGCGGGAGGGCGGGGGAGGCGC